CACUCAGCCAGGAAUGACCUUGGCAGUUGUCACCCUCAUGUCAACAGAGGGAGCCCUAACUCUGCAGUCCCCUUGGGUCCAGAGCUGGCUGGGACUGAAGCUAUUCCUGCACUCAGCAGCUGACCCCACAGAAGGACAUCCCAAGAAACACCCGGCACUGGGACCUGGUGACAGUGGUGGCUGGAGUCCUAGGGGUCAGGAGGGAGCUUCCCAACACUCAGGCUUUUCUCUAGGUGGAGGGCCAGGAGGGAGUGUUUGGGACAAAGAGGAGGAGCCAGGGUCACUGCUCUGUUGUUCUGAUCUAGUCGGGCACACUGGACGUCCUGGGAUGGGGCAGCCUACAGUGUGCAGUGUCUCCCUUCAAAACCAGCCUGCUGCGUGGCCCUAAAUUAGGCUUAUCUGGAGUCUACCCCGGAGCCAAUCCCUGGUCUUACAGAGGUGGAGGGGAGGAGAGACUUGGUGGGGCACACUGGGAGCCCCAGCCCGGCUUGGAGAGACUCUGGAGGCCCCCUGUCUCCAUCUUAGAGGAACCCCAGCUUCCUUCUGCUCCCCGUGCCGCCCGCCCCGAGCCAGGCCUAGGCUGCCGGCAGGUUGUCUUGGCAACGGGAGGCGGAGAGGAGAGGCACGGAGAGAUGGAGGUGGAUGUCAUCGCUGAGGCUGCUGCGCUCCUGCCCCACGCUCCAGGCCCUUGAAGCCACUCAGCCACCUGCCUCAUCACCAGUCCUUUCUGUCAGGAGCCACCCCUCAGGUCAAUGCUUCUGCGAAAACGCGGCAGCCUGGAAACCAGAGCCCGCACCUCUGGGGCCUCCCAACGCCUGGGCCAAACGGGCUGGGAAGAGACGCGAGUUGCCGAGGGAUGAGGACGCGUCCGGGCCGUGCCACGCCCUCGCCGCGGGAUCCGGCCCGCGCCUGACCGGCUGUCCGCGCCCGUCCACCCGCCCGAGGGUGCCGCCUAGUGGCCGCUCCCGCGCAGCACGCUGGGCCCCGAGGCCUAGGGCAGACCCGCGCCCCCGCCCUCGCAUCCACGCACACGCCCACUCGGCCGCCUUCUGCUCUCCCCAGCACCCUCUUACCUCCCCCGGGAGCGUCAGCUCCUCCCGAGACUCCAGUGUGCCUGGCUCUCCUUCCAGCAUCGUGGCCAAAAUGGACAACCAGGUGCUGGGCUACAAGGACCUGGCUGCCAUCCCCAAGGACAAGGCCAUCCUGGACAUCGAGCGACCCGACCUCAUGAUCUAUGAGCCCCACUUUACCUACUCCCUCCUGGACCACGUGGAGCUGCCCAGAAGCCGGGAGCGCUCUCUGUCACCCAAAUCCACAUCCCCCCCGCCAUCCCCGGAGGUGUGGGCAGAGAGCCGGACCCCUGGAAUCCUCUCCCAGGCUUCAGCCCCGAGAGCCACAGGGACUCCCCGGACCAGCCUGCCACACUUCCACCACCCUGAGACCACCCGGCCGGAUUCCAACAUCUACAAGAAGCCGCCCAUCUACAAGCAGAGAGAGUCCAUGACGGGCAGCCCCCAAAGCAAGCACCAGAUCGAGGACCUCAUCAUCGAGUCGUCCAAGUUCCCUGCAGCCCAGCCCCCGGACCCCAACCAGCCUGCCAAGAUUGAGACCGACUACUGGCCGUGUCCCCCAUCACUGGCCGUUGUGGAGACCGAGUGGAGGAAGCGGAAGGCAUCACGCAGGGGCGCUGAAGAAGAGGAGGAGGAGGAGGAUGAGGACUCUGGAGAGGAGAUGAAGGCACUCAGGGAGCGGCAGAAAGAAGAGCUCAGUAAGGUUACUUCCAACUUGGGAAAGAUGAUUUUGAAAGAGGAGAUGGAGAAGUCAUUGCCGAUCCGGAGGAAAACCCGCUCCCUGCCCGACCGGACACCCUUCCAUGCUUCCCUGCACCCAGGAACAUCUAAGUCUUCUUCUCUUCCCUCAUAUGGCAGGACUGCUCUGAGCCGGCUACAGUCCACAGACUUCAGCCCAUCGGAGAGGGAGACCGGAAGCCCAGGCCUCCAGAACGGAGAGGGCCAGAGGGGGAGGAUGGACCGGGGGAACUCCCUGCCCUGUGUGCUGGAGCAGAAGAUCUAUCCCUACGAAAUGCUGGUGGUGACCAACAAGGGCAGAACCAAGCUGCCUCCGGGAGUGGACCGAAUGAGGCUUGAGAGGCACCUGUCUGCGGAGGACUUCUCGAGGGUCUUUGCCAUGUCUCCUGAAGAGUUCAGCAAGCUGGCCCUGUGGAAGCGGAAUGAGCUCAAGAAGAAGGCGUCCCUCUUCUGACUGCUCUGCCCCUCUCUGUGAUGCCCUGCUCCCCACUGCUUCAGGGCUCUGGAGCUGGGGCCCCGGACCCCACAGCUUCCUCUCCCCCUAGCGGGCUGGGUGCAGCAGCAGAGGUUGGUGGAGCUGGUGGUCUGGGCUCCGCUCCUCAGGGAGGGGGAGCCCUGCCCUCUGCCAUGCCAGGCUGGCAGUUGUGGACUUUCUGACCCCUGGUGAGCCAGGGCGCCUUCUCUUUUCCUGGUCCCCACUGCCCAGCCCAACCCAGCCUGGCCUCCAGCACAGAGUAAGUGAACGCACCCUCUCCCUGCCUGUCACCCCCAUACGAAGGUCCCUAGAAGAGAGUGAGGACAAACAAAAGAGGGGAUUGAGCAGUCUGUCAGCUGUGCUGCCCACCGGGUAGCACACAGCCAGGCUGAGACAGCCCCAGGGACCUGUGCACACCCACCUGAGCCUGCACCCUGCACCCAGGCCAGAGCAGUCGGGCCUCCAGCAGGGCGCCCCACCCCGCCAGCUUGCCUGGUCCUCAGUGUACCACCCUCCAGCUUUGAAGCUCUUGCUAUAGCCCAUGGCUUCCUCAGAGGCCUUGGCUUAGUGUGGUGAUGCCCUACGAGCGCACCACGAGCCCUGAGCAGAGCAGCUAGGACACCUCCCUGUCACUUGCCAGGACUCCCUUGAGUGGAUCGGGGCAGGGCUUGGGACAUCUGCCUCUGCUCCCACACACCCGCAGUUGGCUCUCACAGAAUGUAAUUUAUUGGGGCCUCCCUCCGCUGCUUUCCUCACCCCCUUCCCUGCCUAUCACACCCCAGCUUUCUUUCUCCCCACAUAUGUAUGUGUAUACAAUUAUAUAUAUAUAUAUUUUUGCCCAGGUCUGGGUUUGUUCCUGCUCAGACCCCGGCACUCCUUUUCCACCAUGUGUGUGAUCCAGCUGGGAGAGGGCACUCUGCUUGGAAUUAAAAGGUUGCAUUGGGUCCCU
This is a messenger RNA of Octodon degus (degu), 3232 nucleotides long. It is a transcript of the gene Dmtn, whose product is annotated as dematin actin binding protein. The transcript has 18 exons. Gene Ontology annotation, molecular function: actin filament binding. Bases 643 to 2262 code for a protein of 539 amino acids. The record is from RefSeq and is a predicted model, not a curated record. Gene Ontology annotation, biological process: cytoskeleton organization; lamellipodium assembly; actin filament bundle assembly. Lineage: Eukaryota; Metazoa; Chordata; Mammalia; Rodentia; Octodontidae. Gene Ontology annotation, cellular component: plasma membrane; actin cytoskeleton.